AUGCGAUUUCCUAUUUACAUCAAUGGAGGAAACAAAGACGUCGAAACCAAGGCCUUGAUCGACUCAGGAGCCACCGGAUUAUUCAUUCACUGGAAUUUUGUCAAGAAACAUCGGAUACCAACCAAGACAUAUGCGAAGCCUCGCAUAAUACGGAACGUCGAC
Stereum hirsutum FP-91666 SS1 is the source of this 162-nucleotide messenger RNA. RefSeq lists its product as uncharacterized. The annotation marks the transcript as partial. The transcript has a single exon. The record is from RefSeq and is a predicted model, not a curated record. Lineage: Eukaryota; Fungi; Basidiomycota; Agaricomycetes; Russulales; Stereaceae.